AGCGCAUAUAAACAGAGAUAUGUGCAUAUUAUAAACGAGGGAAAAUGUGAAUGAAAAAUCUGUCAGAAAUUAAUUGAAAUUCAGCAACAAAAAUAAGAAAAUAAUCAUGUUUUUAAUGAGCCGCCAACACCAGCGGCACCAUCACCACCUGCCGCCGCAUCAGCAACAGCAGCAGCAGAUGCCACAGCAGCAGCAACAGUUGACGCCGCAGCAGCAGCAGCAACAUCAGCUUCUAAUGGCAGAACAUGCGGCGGCCGCGGAAGCGGCGGAGCUUUUUGAUCUGCUCUGCGUGGCAACGACAAUGCGCCAGAUCCUGGCCCUCCAUCGGGCCAUGUGUGAGGCUGUGGGUCUGCGGCCCUCCCCCUUAAACGACUUCUACCCACGACUCAAGGCCAAGGUGCGAUCGUGGAAGGCGCAGGCUCUGUGGAAGAAAUUCGACGCCCGUGCUGCCCAUCGUGUCUACGGGAAGGGAGCAGCCUGUACUGGCACCCGUGUCCUGGUCAUCGGAGCCGGUCCUUGUGGCUUGCGCACUGCCAUCGAGGCUCAGUUGCUUGGUGCCAAGGUGGUGGUGCUGGAGAAACGUGACCGCAUCACCCGCAACAAUGUACUCCAUCUGUGGCCCUUCGUCAUCACGGAUCUGCGUAACCUUGGAGCCAAGAAGUUCUACGGCAAGUUCUGUGCCGGGUCCAUCGAUCACAUUUCCAUCCGGCAGCUGCAGUGUAUGCUACUCAAGGUGGCACUACUCCUCGGUGUGGAGAUCCACGAGGGCGUCAGCUUCGAGCAUGCUCUGGAGCCCUCGGGCGAUGGAGGGGGUUGGAGGGCAGCAGUUUCCCCAUCCGAUCACGCCGUCUCUCAUUAUGAGUUCGAUGUGCUGAUCGGGGCGGAUGGCAAGCGGAAUAUGCUGGACUUCAGGCGAAAGGAGUUUCGUGGCAAGUUGGCUAUUGCCAUCACGGCGAACUUCAUAAACAAGAAGACGGAGGCGGAGGCCAAGGUGGAGGAGAUCAGCGGAGUGGCCUUUAUCUUUAACCAGGCCUUCUUCAAGGAGCUUUACGGCAAGACGGGUAUUGAUCUGGAAAACAUCGUCUACUAUAAAGACGAGACGCACUAUUUUGUGAUGACGGCCAAGAAGCACAGUUUGAUUGACAAGGGUGUUAUCAUUGAGGAUAUGGCCGAUCCCGGUGAGCUUCUGGCCCCUGCCAAUGUGGAUACACAGAAACUGCAUGACUACGCCCGUGAGGCUGCAGAGUUCUCUACCCAGUACCAAAUGCCAAACCUUGAGUUUGCGGUUAAUCACUACGGCAAGCCCGAUGUGGCCAUGUUUGACUUCACUUCGAUGUUCGCCGCUGAGAUGUCCUGUCGCGUCAUCGUGCGUAAGGGCGCUCGCCUGAUGCAGUGCCUCGUGGGUGAUAGCCUGCUGGAGCCCUUUUGGCCCACAGGAUCGGGCUGUGCCCGCGGCUUCUUGUCCAGCAUGGACGCAGCCUAUGCCAUCAAGCUGUGGUCCAAUCCACAGAACAGCACCCUUGGCGUACUAGCCCAGCGUGAGAGCAUCUACCGGCUGCUCAACCAGACCACGCCGGACACUCUGCAGCGGGACAUUAGUGCCUACACCGUGGAUCCGGCCACGCGUUAUCCGAAUCUGAACAGGGAAUCGGUUAACAGCUGGCAGGUAAAGCAUCUGGUCGAUACGGAUGAUCCGUCCGUUCUGGAGCAGACCUUCAUGGACACGCAUGCCCUGCAGGCGCCGCUUGUUGAUACGCCUGGUAGGAGGAAGCGUCGUAGUGGAGACAUACUGCCCCAGGGUGCCUCUUUGCUGAGAUGGAUAAGUGCUCAGCUGAAUGCCCACCAGUUUAUUCCCGAGCUCAAGGAGGCUUCGGAUGUGUUCCGUAAUGGCCGCGUCCUCUGUGCGCUUAUUAAUCGCUAUCGUCCUGAUCUCAUCGACUUUGCUGCCACCAAGGACAUGAGUCCUGUGGAGUGCAAUGAGCUGGCCUUCGCCGUCCUGGAGCGUGAACUGCGCAUCGAUCGCAUCAUGACCGCCAAGCAAUCGCUGGACUUGACCGACGUGGAGUCGCGCAUUUGGCUCAACUAUUUGGAUCAGAUCUGUGAGCUGUUCCGCGGCGAAAUUCCGCACAUCAAGCACCCCAAGAUGGACUUCAGCGAUUUGCGCCAAAAGUAUCGCAUCAACCAUACGCACGCUCAGCCUGACUUCUCUAAGCUGCUGGCGACGAAGCCCAAGGCCAAAUCGCCGAUGCAGGAUGCGGUGGACAUACCGACGACGGUGCAACGCCGCUCUGUUUUGGAGGAGGAGCGGGCCAAGCGGCAGCGUCGCCACGAGCAGCUUCUCAAUAUUGGGGGAGGAGCUGGUGGAAACGCAGCCGGUGCUGCUGCUGGCGGAAGCGGAACGGGAGUCAUACCACCGCUGGGUCAAAACGAUACGCCACGUCGGUCGAAGAAGCGCCGCCAGGUUGACAAAACCGCCAAUAUUGAGGAGCGCCAGCAGCGCUUGCAAGAGAUCGAGGAGAAUCGGCAGGAGCGGAUGAGCAAGCGGCGCCAGCAGCGCUACCAUCAGACGCAGAACUUCUACAAGAGCCUCCAGCUUCUGCAGGCUGGCAAACUUUUGCGGGAGGGUGGCGAGCCAGGGGUGGCAGAAGAUGGUACCCCCUUUGAGGAUUACUCUAUAUUCCUGUACCGCCAGCAGGCGCCAGUCUUCAAUGAUCGUGUCAAGGACCUCGAGCGGAAGCUUCUGUUUCCCGAUCGGGAACGCGGGGACAUACCCUCAGCAUUACCGCGCACGGCGGACGAGCAGUUCAGCGAUCGCAUCAAAAACAUGGAGCAGCGAAUGACGGGACGCGGUGGUCUUGGUGGCGACAAGAAACCCAAGGAUCUGAUGCGGGCCAUCGGCAAGAUCGACUCAAACGAUUGGAAUGUGCGCGAGAUCGAGAAGAAGAUUGAGCUGUCCAAGAAGACGGAGAUCCAUGGGCCCAAGGGGCGGGAGAAAGUGCCCAAGUGGAGCAAAGAGCAGUUUCAAGCUCGCCAGCACAAGAUGUCCAAGCCACAGCGUCAGGAUUCGCGCGAGGCGGAGAAGUUCAAGGACAUCGACCAGACCAUUCGCAACCUGGACAAGCAACUGAAGGAGGGCCACAAUCUGGAUGUGGGCGAGCGGGGUCGCAACAAGGUGGCCUCCAUUGCCGGGCAGUUUGGCAAAAAGGAUGAAACGAAUUCGGAUGAGAAGAAUGCGGGCAGCAGCAAUGCCACCACCAACACCAACAACACAGUCAUACCCAAAUCUAGUUCCAAGGUGGCGCUGGCCUUUAAAAAGCAGGCUGCCUCCGAAAAGUGCCGCUUCUGCAAGCAAACUGUCUACCUGAUGGAGAAGACCACCGUUGAGGGAUUGGUUCUGCAUCGUAAUUGCCUUAAGUGCCACCACUGCCACACCAAUUUGCGUCUGGGAGGCUAUGCCUUCGAUCGAGACGAUCCACAGGGCCGUUUCUACUGCACCCAGCACUUCCGGCUGCCGCCCAAGCCGCUGCCUCAGCGCACCAACAAGGGCAGGAAAUCUGCUGCCGCUCAACCCGCCUCGCCUGCCGUUCCACCCAGUGCAGCUGCCACAACUGAGCCCAUGGACACCACUCCACCCAGGGAUCAAGUGGAUCUCCUGGAAACGUCGCGAGCUACAGCCUCAGCUGAUGCCAUGUCCGAUGACGAGGCCAAUGUCAUUGAUGAGCACGAGUGGUCGGGUCGCAACUUCCUGCCCGAAUCCAACAAUGAUUCCCAGUCAGAGCUAUCCAGUUCGGAUGAAUCUGGCACAGAGUCGGAUUCGGAGAUGUUCGAGGAGGCAGAUGAUUCACCUUUUGGUGCCCAGACUCUCCAACUGGCUUCGGACUGGAUUGGGAAGCAGUACUGUGAGGACAGCGAUGAUUCUGAUGAUUUCUACGACUCUAGUGAAGGUAUUGCGGAUGAUGGUAAGGACGACACUGAGGGCGAGGAAUUCAAGAAGGCCCGCGAGUUGCGUCGCCAGGAGGUUCGUCUUCAGCCCUUGCCCGCUAAUCUGCCCACGGAUACGGAGACUGAGAAGCUUAAGGUAAACGUAGACAAUAAAGAGAAUGUGGCCGAUGGUAGCUCUCUGAAAUCGGCUAACUCCUUUGAGUCCGCUCGGAGUCAACCAUCGACACCUCUUUCCACACCCACUCGUGUUGAGAUGGAGCAACUGGAGCGAAACGCUCCUCGUAAGUUUAGUAGCGAGAUAGAGGCAAUCAGUGAGAAACUUUAUCAUAUGAACAAUAUGGUUAAGAUGAACAAGGAUCUCGAGGUGCUGGCCAAGGAGAAUCUGGUCAAGAGCGACAUCCUACGCAAGCUAACCUUAAAGGAGAAGUGGCUAGCGGAGAAUGCGGCCAUAGCAGCUGGCCAAAAAGUUACUCCUGCUGCUCCAGCACUUCAACCGAAGUCCAAGUUCGAUGAAAAGUUCGAGAAGUUAGUGAGUCCACCCCAACCGGUGGCCGAAGUGAAACCGAAGCCUGUCAUAGAUUUCAAUCUGGACGAGCUAAAGCCACGCAAGCCCAACUUUGAGGAGCGUCCCAAGGAGCAGCUGCCAAAGCCUGAGUCUUUAAAGAAACUUCCCCACCCAAAACCAAAAGGGGGCAGCACCAACAUAAGCCGUUCCAACAGCUUAAAGAGCAACGCGAGCAACGGUAGCCCAAAGGUGAAGAAGGCUCCCAUUCCUAAUAACAGCAAGAUGCAGCUUGAAGGGAUCCUUGGUACUUUAAAGAAGAUCCAACGCCAGAACAGCAGUGAUAAGGAUGAGGAUAUGGACGUAGAUGCGGAUGUGGAUGUGGAAAGACAACCCAAUAAAGAGCUCAACACCAAGUUAAAGGAGAUCCAAGCCAGCAGCUUUGCAGGCACCAUGGAUCACAUAAAGUCACAGUUGACGAUGCCAACGGUAAGUGCCCAGGCACCACCCUCAAUGGACCUCUCGAAGUACUUUCCCAACCAGAAGCCAGAGAAGAGCUCUGCAAGCAGCACAAACAAGAACCAGGUCACCCUCAAAGAUGUGAAUCUUGCCAAGUACUUCCCCAGCAGUCCAGCUCCACAACGAAGAACCGUAGAAACGGUGGCAGAUCGAUUAAAGAAGUCCCAGACUGAGGCUUCAUUAGCCAAGUCUAAGCUCCAAGAGGAGAAGACUAAGAACCAGGAGGAGAAUGUUGGGCAGGCUAAAAAGAACCCAGGAAAGGUGGCAGAUUCCAAACCAGUGCCACCUAAACGACAAGCUUCAUUGGACACCUUCAGUUUGAGGGAUCAUCAGAUGGAUGGAGCUCUUGACCUGACCAAAAAGAAGGCUCCCGCAAAAGCUACAUCGGCAGUCAAGAAGCCAGCAAAGUUAGGAAGUACCACAACCUUAACGAAAGCCACAGCCACGUCCAAGGGAAAGACCAUUAAAAUUGUCAAGAAAAUCGUACCGAAAGGUACCAAAGCCAAAAAGGCGGCAGCUCUAGAAGCCGCCGCUGCAGUGGAGGUUGUUCCAGAAAAGGAGCCACCAAAGGAUGAAGCUGAACGGAUAUUGGAUGAAAUCCUCGGAGAUGGAGAAGUACGUUCACCGAGCUCCGAGUAUCAGCGCUUGUUUCAAGAUGAAAAGUCACCCAGCGAUUUAUCUGACAAUAUUGAUCGCAUACUCGAGGAGACCGGAUUGGAUCUGGAACUAGGGCUUCCUAAACGCAGUAGCAAGAAGCUAGUAAAAACCAAAUCCCUAGGCGAGGGUGAGUUCGAUUUGAAACCAUCGAAAGAAAGACUGACUGGAGUACAGAACAUCCUCAAGCGAUUCGAGUCUAUGAGUUCGGUAACCUCCCAGAAUUCGCAGAAUAGUGACGAACAAGCAGCCUUCAAAUUGCGCCGCAUGGAGUCAACCACCAGCAACUUGAGCAGCUUAACCCGCUCCAGGGAAUCACUGGUCUCCGCCAGCGAUUCAAUGAGUGAUUUAGAGAAGACCAUGGAUUACCUGCGUAACGAAUGGCGCAACGAGGCCACCAACUUUCUGCAAAAGAAGCGUGACAAAUUCUAUGCCCAAAAGGAGGAAAAGCAAAAAGAGGCACAGAUUAAAGCCAAACCUGAUCCUAUAAACGAUCUCCCCGUGCAGUAUCGCGAUUCAAAGCUGGCCAAGUUCUUUGGCCUAAACGCUCGUAAGUCCCCCGAGAAACGAAAGUCUCCUAUUAAAAAGAAAAAAUCCCCCUCUAAAACGCCAAAGGUCAGCAAGGCAAACAAUUCCCUGGAGGAACUGGUCAAGAUCAGUAAUGUUCGCCAGGCCAAACAGGCCCAAAAGAAGGCGCCAAAGUCCGUGGAGAUAAAACUUUUAAAACCAGCCAGUCCUGUUCCAGAUGAUUUUGAGAUUCUUGACCUGCUGGAAAAGGCAACGGAGGCUAAAGAGCUGGAGCGAUCAAAGACGAAGAGUCCAGCGGUAGAACCCAUUAAAGAAGUGCCCAUAGAAGCUAAAAUAGAAAUUCCCCUACCAGUUGAAGAUAUUAAAAAUCUACCCAAAACCGGGUGUGAUAAGUCCACGAAUAGCUCACGUCGUGGCUCCCAAUCCAGUUUGGUAAUGUCUCGGCGACAGUCGGAGAUUUCCCUUAACGAGAAGCUCAACCAGGAGGCGCUUGUUGCCUUGGAUAACUUGGAAAAGGAGAGGGAGGCAGAGCAAGUGGACGAACUGUUCCAAAGUAUGGUGGAAGAAAUGGAGCAGGAACCGCAGCCUACAACUAUUGCAGAGCCACUAGAAGAUGACUUUGAUGCUGAUUCGCUGUGUACCACGAUCAGCAAGAGUCCCAGCGCCCAACCAGUCACAGUGGUAAAACGAGGCAGUUCUGAGGAUCAGAGCAUUGAGAAGCUUUUUGGCCACUUUUCCGACGAGAUGCUGGUGAAUGUGGAAUUCGAUUCGAACGACGAACUGGUGGGCAUUACUCCAAGGGCCACACUCGUUUCAAGGAACACAGCGGAUCGGGAUUAUCUGGAUAAGCUUGAGUCUUUGGAACGUGAUGAGGAGUCCUUCCAACCGUCUGCUGGGGAGAAAUUCAAACAGAAUAAUGUUCAGGAUGAAGUGGAUGGCAUGCACUUUCCAUCACGCCCACAACGUAGACCCAAAAGUAGCUCUUCCUCUAGUGAACCAUCACUUCCCGUGGCUCCACAAAGGCUGAAGAAAAAGCUUUCCAAACUAGAUCCGGAGGAUAUGGCUCCUUCUGUACAGGAUCUUCUACAUCAGGUUUACAUUAAAAAUGUUCAACCUGACGCUGUGGAAGUAAUUCCAGUUGAAAGCAGGCAAACUUUGAGAUUCCCCAGCAUGUUGGUAGAAGAAAAUCUCGACGAAGUGGAUCAUCCUAAAGAGGUAAUCAAAGAAAAUGGUUCCGUUCCAGAGCAGGUCAAGGAGGAAACUAUUACACAACCUGAAGAGAUUCCACAGGCUAUACCCAUUAUCCCCAAACCCCCAAUAAGUCACAGUAAUUCCCUCAAGAGCGAAAACUCUUCUGGAAGCAGCUUAGUGGAGAUACCGAAGAUAAUUACCCCACCCAAGUCCAGUAGCAAGGAGAACUCUUCGGAUUGGGACAUGGAAAAGCUUCCCGCAUCGCCCAUGCCACGUCGAAGGCUGCUCCAAAACCAACCGCCCUCUAAAGCCCAAAGCGUGGCUAGUAAGGAGAGCUCUUUGGAGUGGGACAUGGAGAAGCUACCCAACAGUCCCAUGCUUCCAAGAAGAGCCGAUGCGGCUCAAAAACGUCUUAUCGAAGACUUUGAGCAGGAGAGACGUCAGGCUCUGAUCAAGAGGGACGAGAGCUUCGAAGCCAUCGCGGCGGAGCAACGUAGACGCGACUCCCUGCAGAGCAGCAGCAACUCGAGCAGCAAGCGGAGUUUGCCGCCACCCACACCGCCCAUGAAUGCUCACUCACGACGCGGCACCACUCAAGACACAAAUCGCACCCAGGAUACGACAACGCGGCGCGAGGGCACGCCUCCCAUGUUCAAGAAGCUGGAUGUCGAUGGUAGCGCAGCCCCCUCCAUAGAAUCCACCGCCUGCUCCACGCGGCGCAGCUCGUUUGCAUUUAUAGAGUUACAGGACAACAAACCGGUGAUUGUUCCCAUGCCCAAGAAACUAAAGAUACCCAAGCCGGAGCAGCCCAGGUUUGUACCCGAACCAGUUGCCAUUGAUGAGCCGGUGCCCGAGGUAUUCCAAGGUCGUUCGUGGCCCAAGGCGCAGUUGGAAGGCGAGGUAGACCUUGAGGAUUUGGAUGAAGAGGAACAGGCAGAGAAGAUAAGGAAACAGCUGCCUGAAUACGCUCGCUCAGAUUCCCCGCCAUCGGCUGCUUUUAAGAACCGCAAGUGGCCAGAUGGGAAAACCGUUUUCGAUAAACGUGCCGAAUCCCUUGAGGAGGAAGAUAUUUUUGAAGGAUUAUUGUCCCCAAACAAAAGAGGUUCUCGAAAAUUCAAGGAUAAGCCGCGAUCUCAAUCGCCACAGCCCUUUAAACCGCUAGCCAACAGCUCCCGACAAAGCUCAAAAUCUUAUAGCGACCUCAAAAAAGGACCCUCCAUGCAAUCUCUGUCGGCGCAAUCCAGCCAGGACACGGACACUAUCUCCACCACCACAACAGUGGCCACUGCUCGUCCUGUGAGCCACGUCAACUACGAUGAUCCCAUGGACGCCAGUACCCAAGCCUUGCUGGAUCGCAGCAAAAGGUUGCAUAACCGCAAAAGAGAUUUCGUUAACGAAAGAGUAGUGGAGCGUAAUCCCUAUAUGAGGGAAGUACUGCGCAGUACAGAUCGCAGGGACUACGACGAUGUGGAUGAUGAUCUGACCAGUUACAGGCCAAGGCAUUAUGCCAGCUCCACGCUAAACCGUUUUCCAAAUACUUCAACCCGAAAGAGCAACACCUACGACUACCUCAGUCCCAGUAGUGAUUACCUGACCAGGACCAGAACCUACAACAUACCGAGCAGCAGUGCAACCAGCAGCUAUUAUCCAUCGACCACGCGCAGCUCCCACCUGAGCGACUUGUUCCGACGACGGAGCCCCGCCAGCGGAUCCGGAACUGGAUCUGCACUUUCCGGCUAUGGCAACAAAGAGUCGUGCAUCGGGCUAGCCUCUGAUCGAGUUAGCCACUUGAUUGAAAGUAAAUGCACCUGGGUACGAUCUACGAAGGUUCAAACCGAGUCCGAGAGCACUUCACCCGACGAAGUGGAGCUCAACUCUGCCACGGAGAUAUCCACCGACUCCGAGUUUGACAACGAUGAGAUUAUACGCCAGGCGCCCAAAAUCUUCAUCGAUGACACCCAUCUAAGGAAGCCCACAAAGGUCCAGAUUAAGUCCACCAUGAUCGGACCCAAUGCAGCUGCUGCUGGACUUCACCAGAAACAGUUGGCUGCGCGGGAGAAGGGUGGCAGCUACCUCCAAAAGUACCAACCACAACCGCCACUGCCACAGUUCAAGCCACUGGUUCAGGUGGAUCCCACUCUUUUUAUUGGUAGCCAGCGCGCUCCUCUCCAAAAUCCCCGGCCAGGAGAUUACUUGCUUAACAAGACAGCCAGUACCGAGGGCAUCGCGUCCAAGAAGAGCUUGGAGCUAAAGAAGCGCUACUUGUUGGGUGAACAGGCCAAUGGCAACAAGAUCCAGAAGUCGGGUUCGACCUCGGUACUGGACUCACGCAUCCGCAGCUUCCAGUCAAACAUCUCGGAGUGCCAGAAGCUGUUGAAUCCCAGCAGUGAUAUCAGUGCCGGCAUGCGCACCUUCCUCGAUCGCACAAAGUUAGGUGAGGGCAGCCAGGCAGUUGGACAGACCAACGAGCUCAUCCGCUCAGCCACCAGUAAUGUGAUAAACGAUCUGCGCGUUGAGCUCAGGAUACAGAAAGCUCCAUCCAGUCACUCCACUGACAAUGAGAAGGAGAAUGUGUUUGUGAACUGCAAGAACGAACUUAACAAGGGAAUGGAGUACACGGAUGCGGUUAACGCCACGCUGCUGGACCAGCUGGCUAGAAAAAGUUCUCCAACCACGCCAACGAACAACAAAACGGUGAUCGAGGUUAUUGACCUAGUGACUCCGGAGAAGCCGGUGGCCAUUAUCGAUCUCACAGCGCUGGACACGCCCAAGAAGCAGUCGGUGGAUGGUGGCGCCAUGGAUGUUGAUGAUCGUCUUACACCUGAUAGUAACAAGAUAAGCGAGCUACAGCAGGAGAUAAAAGAGGAACCAAAGCCGGAUGUCUCUCGUGAUGUAAAGGAAUGCAUUCCCGAUAUACUGGGACAUAUUAAGGAGGGAACAGGAACGAAGGAGCAGGGUGGCGAGGAGCAGCAGAGUCUGUUGGAGCAUUCUGAUGAGGAGAAGCGCGACUCUCCAGAGAAGGAUGUGGCCGAGCAUGAGCUUUAUGAGCCGGAUAGUGUGCAGAUACAGGUUCCCAACAUCCCAUGGGACAAGGCAAAGCCGGAGGUCAUGUCUACCACGGGCAGUAGUGGGUCCAUCUGUUCAAGUUCAGAAUCGUCCAGCAUAGAAGAUAUUCAGCAUUAUAUUCUUGAGUCUACUACUAGUCCCGAUACCCAAACAACGGGUGGAAAGCGCAAUGUACCACGUUUGGAAGUGCACGAUACGAGUGGCGCCUUGAUGCAGGUAGACAGCCUGAUGAUUGUGAACGGAAAGUAUAUCGGGGAUCCCGAAGAUGUCAAGUUCUUGGAUAUGCCCGCCAACGUUAUUGUUCCAUCUGCUCCAGCGUUGAAAACAAACGAGGUGGAAAUGGAGGAUGACCAUGAGACAGAACCAGUGACAGCUACUCCAGAGCCUGCAGAGUGUACAGUCAUCGAAGCAGAUCGUCGCGUCACUGCACCGCCCCCACUACCCGAAAUGGGACCACCCAAACUGAAGUUCGACAGCAAAAACGAGAAUAAGAUUGAGAGCCUUAAGAACCUUCCGUUGAUCGUAGAGAGUAAUGUGGAGCACAGUCAGGCGGUAAAGCCCAUUACGCUUAAUUUAAGCAGUUUGGCGAGGACCCCUGAUACUCCAACUACGCCCACGGCGCACGAUAGCGAUAAGACGCCCACAGGGGAAGUGCUUUCUCGAGGAUCUGACUCUGAAACCGAGCAUACUGGCACCGGACAGGUGUUGACGGAAACAGAACUCUCCGACUGGACAGCAGAUGACUGCAUUUCAGAGAACUUUGUAGACAUGGAGUUUGUGCUUAACUCGAAUAAGGGAACGAUAAAGCGGCGUAAAGAUCGACGACGGGGAGGCACCAAGCUACCUAGUGGAAACGAGGUUAUCCAUGAGCUGGCCAGGCAGGCGCCAGUGGUGCAGAUGGACGGAAUCUUAAGUGCCAUCGACAUAGAUGAUAUUGAGUUUAUGGACACGGGCUCGGAGGGUUCCUGUGCAGAGGCUUAUUCAGCAACGAAUACGGCUCUUAUUCAGAAUAGGGGUUAUAUGGAGUACAUUGAGGCAGAACCCAAGAAGACGACCCGCAAAGCGGUUCCUCCAUCCAGUUAUUCUGGAAACUUACCUCCGCUAGUGGCAAAGCGGGAUGAGAAAUUGGGCAUAGAUUACAUUGAACAGGGAGCGUACAUAAUGCAUGAUGAUGCGAAGACGCCAGUAAAUGAGGUUGCUCCAGCCAUGACCCAAUCCUUGACCGAUUCUAGCACCCUCAAUGAACUAGAUGAUGAUAGUAUGGGUGGGUUGGGCUUAUCCCAGACCCAGCAAACUACAACGGAGGAAAGUGAGGCGUUGACCGUGGUCACCAGUCCACUGGACACCUCCUCGCCACGUGUGCUCGACCAAUUUGCCUCUAUGUUGGCUGCGGGCAAAGGUGAUUCAACACCAAGCAGCUCAGAGCAGCAACCAAAGACCUCAACGGUGACCAGCAGCAGCACUGGUCCCAAUUCCUCGACACCAGGAAACGCCUCUAAGGAGGCAGCUCCUCAAGAGGAGGAUCUACAGAUCCAGUUCGAGUAUGUCCGAGCACUGCAGCAGCGCAUCUCCCAGAUCAGCACUCAGCGACGCAAGAGCUCAAAGGGAGAGGCGCCCAACUUGCAAGUAAAUGCCAAUGCAUCUGUGAUAGAAUCAGCCGAAGAUCCGCCCAAGUCCGCGGAGGAGCCGGUGGCGAUGCGACCGCGGAGCACCAGCAUCUCCGGUAAGGUUUCUGAGAUACCAACGCUCAGUAGCAAACUGGAGGAGAUUACCAAAGAGCGCACUAAGCAGAAGGAUCUCAUUCACGAUCUGGUUAUGGAUAAGCUGCAGUCGAAGAAGCAGUUGAAUGCCGAGAAACGUCUGCAUCGUAGUCGUCAGCGCAGUCUGCUGACCAGCGGCUAUGCUAGUGGUGCCAGUCUUAGUCCGACACCCAAGCUGGCGGCUGCCUGCAGUCCACAGGAUUCCAAUUGCUCCAGUCAGGCGCACUACCAUGCCUCCACGGCUGAGGAGCGACCAAAGCCGCCAACGGAGAGGCCUUUACAGAAGUCCGCCACUUCCACGUAUGUGUCGCCCUAUCGAACUGUCCAAGCGCCCACACGCAGUAGUGAUCUCUACAAGCCGCGUCCCUUCAGCGAGCAUAUCGAUACGAAUGCUUUGGUAGGAUAUAAGUUGGGCAAGACGGCUUCAUUUAAUGGAGGAAAAUUGGGCGACUUCGUAACUCCCAUUGCUCCGUCGAGAGGUAAUCGUGGAGGAGAAGCAGCUGUGGCUCAGGAAGUGGCCAACAUUUCCGCUUCAACAGAGAACUUGAGAAGUGAAGCCAGGGCUAGGGCUCGCCUGAAAUCCAACACAGAGCUGGGUCUAAGUCCCGAGGAGAAGAUGCAGCUAAUUCGCGCACGAUUGCAUUACGACCAAAACAGAUCCCUCAAGCCAAAGCAGCUUGAGGAUAUGCCAUCCGGCGACCUGGCAGCACGUGCCCGCAAAAUGAGUGCCUCAAAGAGUGUUAACGAUCUGGCCUACAUAGUGGGCCAGCAGCAGCAACAGCAGCUGGAAAAGGAUGCAGCGCUUCAGGCCAAGGCGGCCGACUUCACAUCUGAUCCUAAUUUGGCGUCCGGUGGCCAGGAGAAGGCAGCCAAAACGAAGUCAGGACGCAGGCCCAAGGAUCCGGAGCGGCGCAAGAGCCUCAUACAGUCGUUGUCCAGCUUCUUCCAAAAGGGUUCUUCAUCCGCGGCCACCAGUCCCAAGGAGCAGGGCGGUCCUGUGGCUGCCGGCCACUCUGAGCAUUCAGAGCGACCCGGCACCAGCAGCAGCGGCACGCCCACAAUCUCGGAUACGGCAGGAGGAGGCGGAGGAGGUGGAGUCUUUAGCCGAUUCCGCAUCUCGCCCAAGUCCAAGGAGAAGUCGAAGUCUUGCUUUGAUCUGAGGAGUUUCGGUUUUGGUGACAAGGAUAUGCUGGUCUGCAAUGCUGCAGCAGGAGCCACAUCACAGGCAAAUCACUCGCAAGAGUAUUUGAACACCACGAACAACAGUCGCUAUCGAAAGCAAACGAACACUGCGAAACCGAAACCCGAAUCGUUCUCAUCAUCUAGCCCGCAGCUCUACAUACACAAGCCCCACCAUCUGGCCGCAGCUCAUCCAAAGGCCUUGGACGACCAGACACCACCGCCCAUACCGCCUUUGCCACUGAAUUAUCAGAGAUCCGAUGAUGAGAGCUACGCUAACGAGACACGGGAGCAUAAGAAGCAACGUGCCAUAUCGAAGGCUUCACGACAAGCUGAGCUCAAGCGAUUGCGAAUCGCUCAAGAGAUUCAGCGGGAACAGGAGGAGAUUGAGGUGCAGUUAAAGGACCUGGAGGCACGCGGCGUACUCAUUGAGAAGGCCCUGCGGGGCGAGGCGCAGAACAUUGAAAACCUGGACGCGACUAAGGACAACGACGAGAAGUUACUUAAGGAACUUUUGGAGAUUUGGCGAAACAUCACAGCACUCAAGAAACGCGAUGAGGAACUGACUAUAAGGCAACAGGAACUGCAAUUGGAGUAUCGGCAUGCCCAGCUCAAGGAAGAGCUCAAUCUGCGCUUGUCCUGCAACAAACUGGACAAGAGCUCCGCCGAUGUGGCCGCCGAGGGCGCAAUACUCAAUGAGAUGUUGGAAAUUGUCGCUAAGCGAGCAGCCCUGCGACCCACAGCCUCACAGCUCGACCUCACGGCAGCGGGGUCGGCAUCGACCUCCGCAGAGGCAACGGGCAUAAAGCUGACUGGACAACCGCAUGACCACGAAGAAUCGAAUAUUUGAAUAGCAAACUUUUCCUGGAGUCUGCUGGUCUACGAAGUUUUGCACGGACUUUUGAGCCUAAAUACUUAAGAUGAUACAGGGGAGAAUGUACCAAAAAGGCAGCUGAAUAUACAAAAUUAACAAUACUAAAUCCCAUGAGCUGUAACCGAAACGAGCAACUAACUAUUCAAAGUGAUUAAGCUGGCAGAGAACAAUUUCAAUAUAUUUAAGUAGUGAGCCUAACUAAUUUUUGAGAAGCGCGCAAGAUUAAUAAUGUAAAAACUGGCAGAGUAGAAAUCAAAACCAAAAACUAAUUUCGCAAUUUGAAAGUAAGGAGUACGAUUAUUAUCGAGAAUAUCUUUAGUUUCGUAUUCAACCUAAUUGUAUGUUUAGUUAGUCUUCGCCACUGAAAUUUGUCUGAUCUGUGUACGUCCUAUGCAAUAUGUUGUGUUUUAUUUAAUGUAAUUCGUUAAUUUGAUUGUGAAACUUGAACAUGUGCAAAGGGUAUGUGAUUUUGAGUCUGUAAAUCGUCUAUUUGAGUUUUCUUAGGUUAUAUUUUCACUUAGCAAUUGUUUGUCAUUUCUGUGUAUACCGUUUCAAUGUAUGUAUUAUUAUUUAUUUUUCAAAGUUCCCGCACAUCCUCCCAAAACAGCAGACCCAUGUAUGUAAUAUGUUAUUUGCUGCCCAACCAAAAUCAAAGUGAACACAAAGAGAUGCACACAAACAUUUUCUAUAUGCGAGAGCCUACAUACAUAUAUUAAUGUAAAGGAGCAGAGCAACCAUUAUCUGUAUACUAAUGAAAUGAUUUAAAUUAUUGUGUAAUUUUAUUUAUAACCUGCAUAUAUAAAAACAUAUUUAUCGAAUUUAUUAUGUAAUUUUUCGAUUUAUUUUGAAUUGAAUAAAGAUUUUAUGAAACCUAAA
Messenger RNA from Drosophila eugracilis, 15091 nucleotides. RefSeq names its product F-actin-monooxygenase Mical (gene Mical). The record is from RefSeq and is a predicted model, not a curated record. NCBI's taxonomy places the organism in Eukaryota, Metazoa, Arthropoda, Insecta, Diptera, Drosophilidae. Gene Ontology annotation, molecular function: protein binding.